CGUUCAUUUUUGCACCCACGAGUGGGCGAGACGGCGAAAUCAUUCGGCAAUCGUUGGGCGAGCCAGCGAUUUGACGUGGCUAGGCGGGACACAAAUACACAAUCCAAACGUGCCCUGACGCCUGAACGCGCCCGAGUCCACCCCCAUUGGCCAUCGCCGACUCUCUCCCCGCCUCCACUCCACAGCCCAAGGCGGCCAAGCUCGCCGUCUGGCCGUUCCCAUGUCUCUCCGCCGUAUCGGACGCGAGCCAGCGUCGCUCUCCCUCCUCCAUCCCUUCACCACCACCACCACCACCACAACCACCACCUCCCCACCCGCACCCGAGCGCGCCCCGUCCUCUCCUUCCUUCCUCGCCCACCACCUGCUCGAUGAAUUCUCCCGCCCGCGUGCCUCCCGCAACGCGGCCCGCCUUCGCCGCCUCGCGUCCCACCUCACCCCUCCUGCCGUGGAGUCCGUGCUUCUCCGCCUCCCGUCCUGGCGCCACGCGCUCGACUUCUUCGGCUGGGCAGUGGACCAGCCGGGGUUCCGCCACUCCUGCUACUCCCUCAACGCCAUGGCCUCCCUCCUCCCGCCCCACCAGCGAGCGCACCUCGACCGCCUCGCCACCAACGCGCUCACCGCAUGCUGCGCCAUGACGCCGGGAGCGCUCGGCUUCCUCCUCCGCCGCCUCGGCGCCGCGGGACUCCCCGACACCGCCGCGCGCGUCUUUGACCAAGCGAGGACCGCGCUCGGCUGCGCACCGAAUGUGUACGCGUACAAUUGCCUCCUCGACGCGCUCGCCAGGGCCGGACGCGCCGACGACGCCGAGGCGAGGCUUCGCGAGAUGGUAGCGAGGCUCGGCGAGGACAGCGUCGACAGGUACACACUCACCUCGCUCCUGCAGUGUUACUGCAACGCGGGCCGUCCCGACGACGCGAGCACCGUGUUCCGGAGGAUGAGCGAGCGGGGAUGGGUGGACGGACACGUGCUGACGACGCUUGUGGUGGCGUUCAGCAAGUGGGGGAAGGUGGACGGUGCGGUCGAGCUGGUGGCGAGGAUGGAGGCUCUGGGCAUGCAGCCGAGCGAGAAGACAUUGAGCGUGCUGGUACAUGGUUUUGCCAAGCAGGGCAGGGUUGACAUGGCCAUGGAGAUGUUUCGAAAGAUGGUCAGUUAUGGAUUUAGUGUGGAUUUGCUGAUGUACAGUGUGUUAAUCGAGGGUCUGUGUCAGGGAAACGAGAUCAAGAAGGCAGUAGAACUGUUCGAGGAAAUGAAGAGGGAUGGGGUUGCUCCUGAUGUCCACUUGCUCAAGAAGAUAAUCGCGGCAUUCUGUAGAGAGGGAGAUUUUGCUAUUGUUGGUCCAUUCAUCAAUGAAAACACAGAGCACCUAAAACCCACCGGUGUUGCUCCAUUAUAUACUGUGGUUCUAGAAGGGCUUGUUAACCGUGGAGAGGUAGAAGCAGCUUAUCAGUUGCUCAGCUCCAUGGCGUGUGGUGGUCAGAGGAUUGGUGAUGAUGAUACUAUUGGUUUGCAUAUGUUUUAUAUCAGUGAAGAUGUUAAACCAAACUCUGAUUCGUUUAACAUUGUUGUGUGUGGUCUUUGUAAGGUUAAGAAACUGGAUUUGGCCUUAUCUCUCACAAAGGAUAUGGUUGACCUUGGUUGCAAGGGAAAGCUCUUGAUGUUUAAUGAUUUGAUACUUGAAUUGUGCAAUUUAGAUAGACUAGAUGACGGAUACGCAAUAUUUAGGCAAAUGAAGGAUCUUGGUUUGAAACCCUCGGAGUUCACAUACAAUACAUUAUUUUAUGGCAUUUGUAGGAGAAAAGAUCCAAGUGCCGCCAUUGAUUUAAUGAGGGAGAUGCGGACAAAUGGACAUACACCGUGGAUAAAGAACUGCACAGAGAUGGUGCAACAGCUUUGCUUCAGUGGCAGGAUAACAGAAGCCUUGCAAUUUCUUGAUGAAAUGCUUAAAAUGGGUUUUCUUCCUGACAUUGUCACGUACUCUGCAGCCAUGAAUGGAAUGUGUAAAACUGGAGAGAUAGACAAUGCGCUAGGGCUUUUCCGUGACAUUUCUUCCAAGUAUUAUCUUCCUGAUGUGGUAGCCCAUAAUAUCAUGAUAAAUGGAUUCAGGAAAUCAGGUAAAUUUGAUGAGGCACAAGAAAUUAUGGAAGAAAUGUUGAAUAAUGGUCUGUUUCCUUCUGUAGUUACCUACAAUCUUAUGAUUGAUAUUUGGUGCAAGUCUGGCAGGAUUGACAAAGCAGUUGCUUGCUUAAACAAAAUGAGUGAUGAAGAGAAGCCACCAACGGUUGUGACAUAUACAAGCUUGAUAGAUGGAUUCUGCAGUGCUGGUAGACCCCAUGAAGCCAUUGUUUUGUGGAGCAAAAUGAGGGAAAAAGGUUGUGUUCCAAAUGAGAUAGCAUAUACUGCUUUUGUAAAUGGAUUGUGCAAGUGUGGUCGAAUAGAGACUGCACUGAUCUACUAUGAAGAGAUGAUGACGAAAGGUUUUGACUUAGAUAUUUUUUCCCUAUUACAUUUCAUAAAUUUUUUGAUAUCACAUGGACAUGCCAGUAAAGGAUGUGAGCUUUUAAAAGAAGUAGUCCAAAAAGAUGUGAUGCACAGUAAUAAUUCGAAAAUGGUAGGCUUAAUAAAUAAAGCAGUUGAGGAGCUGUCUAAAGAUGGAACAACCUCUUCAGAUCUCAAGAGACAUGUAGAUAAAUAUUUAGUUUCAAGGGAUCAAACUAUGCACGAUGAAGACGGAAGCAAUUGAGAUCUGUUGCUAGUAUGAGUCUUGGAUGUAACAAGUCUGUUUCUAACCAAAGGUUCGUGGUGUCAACUGCAAAGUUCCAAAUUCUGCAGGUUGUUCUUUGUUGUUGUCUACAUGUCUUUCUGCUUCAUGCAACUACUUUCUGUGGGAAGUCCUUUCUUAAUCUGCCUUCAAGGUAUGCUCAAUCUGGACACACUUUUCUGUCAUCAUUCCUCAUUUUAUGUUACCAAAGUAAAUAUUUUGUUGGUCAAAUUACAAGUUUACAACGUUGCAUCAUAUAAUGUUUUUUGUUGGGUCCAUAAAAUGGUUAAAGAGGACACUGUCUCCUCUUUCUAUUCCUCACAACUGAUGAGCUUACUGUACUCCUCAACAUAAAAGGGGUAUAUCAAAUAUCGAAAUAAGUACAUAUCUUAAUAGGUGUCCUUAUGGUUGUGUUUCUCAAUUGGAUGGAUACCUUCUGGUUAGAUUGGACUAGAUAUGAGAACGUGCGAAUACCAUGGUGGUAAGACCUCCAAGUGUGAGGCUACCAACCAAGGCUCGAACCCUGGUUCUCGCAAAAAAAGACACCUCACUGUGUGUUCCCUGUGGUCAUGGCGCGGUCGCUCGGCUAUAGCGUGCGGGUUGUAGUCGGCUUUCGGGGCUUUUUCUCGACCUUAAUGUAAUGCCUUCGGUAUGUCUCUCCACUUGGGUCGAGUUUUUUUUUAGAUUGUACUAGAUAUCAAGUUUAAAUCCAAGCGUAUCCAAGAAUUUCAAGGCCACAUUGAAAUACUAUAUGGAAUUCUACAUGUACUGUCCUUUUUAUUUCGAUCUGGAUUGGUCUUGAGCAAGUAAAAAAUGAGAUGGUGUGGACUCAUGUCCCAAUUUUGUGGUCAGCUUGCUGUUUUUUUUCCCUUGAUGGAGUUCUGGUGUCUAAGUUGCGAUGAACAUGUCUUAUGUAGAAUAGCUAUACAACAUAUUCAUCGUUUCUCUUUAGACUUCUUUAUAAAUGCAAACUACAAAAUCUCUCCAGUUACCAGAAACAGAAUAGCCUUUUAGUAUAUUAUGGUUUGUUCUUUGUCUUUACCAUGCAAAUAUUUGCCUGAAGUGGCCUCUUGCUGUACUCAUGACGUCCAUUCAGAAGAAAUGCUAUUUUGAGGCUAUAUCAGAGUCGGCUUAUGAUAAUUCGACCACCAUACUAGAUCUGUGCAUCCUAUUUCUUUUUAUCAGGUAUUUGACAAUAAAUGGGUGAGGAAAUAUGGAUGAGAUGCUUUAUCCAAUCACCCUUACGGAUCCAGUGUGGAAGGCACAGGAUGAAUUACCGUACUAUGUCAGUGGGACUUGAAACCAGAGGUUCAAAACUCUUUUGGUAAUCUGCACAGAGAUCUUGGAUAUAAGCGGAACUAUUACAUAUAAAUCUUGCAGUUUAGAUUUAAUUGAUCUGAAAUUUUUAAAUGAAAAUUUGAAAUUCACCAGUUGACCGGCCAACCGAUAUAGUUAGUUUUUAACAUAAAAUUCCGGUUGAAAAGUUGGAAGAUAUAAAACAUUCAAUUCCUUCUAGUCAACAUUUGCUGUUGGAAUCCAGUACUAGCCCACAGGGGAAAACCACUCUGCGGACUGAUAAAUUGAGCUUCACUUGGAAAGUGUGCUUUGCAGACUUUCCUUUUUUUGGGACUUCUUGAUUCUGGUCUGCACUAUGUGAAGAAACUAGAUCAUCUCUUUUGUGGAAUUAGGGAUAGGGUAUCAUUGAAAGGCUUUUGUAGAGUUGAAUUUAAUUAAGUUGCUUUUGCUUUUAUGCACAUAAAUCAAUUUUCACUUACAUAAACAUUCAGCCAGUGAACAAACUAUUCAAUUGGAACAAGAGUUCAUAACUUCAUAAGAACAAAUUACUAGAUUUCGGUUUCAACUUCAAAGUUAUGAACUGGAAAGCAAUUAAUUUCAUAGAUGAUUUCAAAAUUUAAUUAGCGAUUGAAUUAUUAUUUCUUUUCGAUUGCUUUCAGGUGAUUCAGGAUGUUUCUCAGCUCAUCAGCAGUUUUCUCUCUUGUGGGAAGAUGGAUGUUAUCAUCAUUUUUUUAUGGCAAUGAUUGCAGAUGAAGAAUUUUCAGAUAUUUAGACUUGAAAAAUGUAGGGCAAGUGGACAAAAGCACAGGAAAGCCCUCGAUAUUUAAAAGGUUGUAGAGGCUAUUUCAUCACCCAGAGUAUGGGCACUUGAUGGUGUCUGCACAGUGUGUUACAUGAAAGCCCAUGUUUUAAGGGUAUGAUCAUCUGCCACUAUAUGGUGAUUGUGAAGGAUGGGUUUUGUGGCAAACUGCAAAUACGAGGAUAGAACUUAAUGGAUGUUCCUUUGACCAUGCUGAAGGAACAGAGGAAGAGGAUAUGAAGAUGAUGCAAUGGUGAAGAUAGGAACCAUCUGCAUGGUGAUAGCUGUCAUCCAUGGAAACCUGCAAGAACAUUGCCCUUGCAAAAGAACUUCUAUGAGGUGCUUCGAAAGUGAUUUCUAAUGAAAUGGUAAAUAUAGCAUAGUAUUUCUUGUACUUACAGAAACAAAUGGAAAAUAUAUAAUUUUCCAAUUGUCACCAUGGAAUGAGGAAAAAUAACUUACAAUUUUUUUAUUCCUAAGUAGCAUAAGACAUGGUUAUGUUGUAUCAUUAUAUUUUAUCCCAAAUUUAAUGUGUUAUGUUUUGAAAUGUCCCAA
Molecule: messenger RNA, 5408 nt
Organism: Phragmites australis (common reed)
Lineage: Eukaryota; Viridiplantae; Streptophyta; Magnoliopsida; Poales; Poaceae
Product: putative pentatricopeptide repeat-containing protein At5g08310, mitochondrial
Exons: 2
Coding region: 221-2740 (839 amino acids)
Molecular function (GO): protein binding
Source: RefSeq, a predicted model, not a curated record